Messenger RNA from Ictalurus punctatus (channel catfish), 4296 nucleotides. It is a transcript of the gene ifngr2, whose product is annotated as interferon gamma receptor 2. The record is from RefSeq and is marked validated. NCBI's taxonomy places the organism in Eukaryota, Metazoa, Chordata, Actinopteri, Siluriformes, Ictaluridae. The transcript has 7 exons. The coding region runs from base 754 to 1671 and encodes 305 amino acids. Gene Ontology annotation, molecular function: protein binding.
UUUUAAUUUAUUUAUUUAUAUAUUUAUCACCCUGCAUUUUGCUAAUGGAAUUAUUAAUUUUGUAAUGGAAACAACUUUUCUAAAAUGUAUUUUAGUAUUUUAAUUAUUAUAUUUUAAGGUGAAUGUGUAGUCAUAUUAGGCUGGGACAGUUAUAGUGCUGUAUAUAGGUUGUUUUCUUUUUAUGUAUUAAUGUCAUAGGUUAUGGUGAAGGACACGUCACCUGUGUUUAAAAUGUCUUUUACUUUGACUUUACUUGCAUAUUUGUAACUGUAAUGUCAGUGGCGACACAAAUAGCACUUGGAAUCACCCUUAAAAGUGUAUGUGACCCGGAAAUACAAGUCAUACACGUACCAUAAAGGUUAACACUCUUGUCCACAAAAACCGCAGGGCGACGCCACCGCUAAACCAGCUUAAACAUCAGGAAACUGACAUUCACACCUUUACUGUACAUCUACAUAAACUAAAUCACGCCGUAUAAGCCUAUAGCUUGUCGUAUAAGCCUACGUCAAAGCGCAAUUUAUCGUAACGACUAUUUUCACUUCUAUAUUUUCUCAGCCGGAAGAAACUAGAUACCGUAUCACAAACGACCCAAUUCUCUCUGCAGAAGUGCACUACACAGGGUACAAUAACACGGCGUCGGCAACCUACGUAGCCCACUGUGUGUCCAUUAGGAAGGCAUUUGGAAUUCGGCCACAGCGGAAGUGUCCUACGGGGUGUGAAGAUGGACUGUGUGUGGACGAUAUAAUUUUCGUUAUGGAGUGGAGAAUCGUUUUUCUUGUGUGUGAAGUGUUCUUCAUAAAACAUUGUGCAUGUUCGAGCAAAUUAUCACCACCGCGCCGUGUUAAUGUCCGGUCAUCAGUGUUAACAUGGGAUCCUCCAGUAGACCACACUGGCAUCACGUAUGCUGUUCAGUACAACACGACAUUGAGUGACUGGUCUGGCGUGUACAACAGCCCUCAGAGGAUGUUCAACUUCACAGCAGCUGCUGAGGAUUUCUAUGGAAAGAGAUUUCGUGUGCGAUCAGAGAGAGGGAACCAAACAUCAGACUGGGAGAUGUCAAAGCUAGUCCAAUGUGCACACCUUCACACAUGUGCUCCUAUAAUAGAGCUGAAGGUGGAGACAGACAAGGUGCACCUGUUGAUGAAACACAGAGACCAGAGUGUGAAGGAGGAGAACGGUCGACAUAUCAGCUUCAAACCACUGUACUGGAAAAGAAACGGCACUAAAAACAAACGGGUUUUCAAUUCCGACCACCUCGUCUUUAAAGACCUUGAAUCGGGAGAGGAAUACUGCUUCCAGGUCGAGUAUCUGCUUUACGAAAAGCCCCAUGGAAAGCCCAGCCGUGAAGUAUGUACAGUGAUCCCUGAAACAUCCAAACAGCGAAACUGGCGUGUUAUCAUGUUCGGUGUGCUAACUUUAAUAGGAUUGGCCAUCGUGGGAAGUUUCCUGUAUUUUUUUUACACACAUCACAAAAGGAUUAAAGCACUGCUCCAGCCCCCUCUGGACAUCCCUGAACACUUUGAAGAGUUUCUUUUCAGUGACUUCCCUCAGCACCCAGCUCCUCAUCCUGUGACGGAGUCGUAUAACUUUGUAAGUUUGGUGGAGGAGGUUGCAGAAGACCAGGACAGACGUGACUUGGAAAAUGACGUGGAAAAUGCGAGCUCCACAUAGUGUGUUCACCGUAUCUUCUCCUGAGGAACUUGUGAGGAAUCUGAAGACUGUAUUUUUGUACUUUAUAUUUUCAUACAUUGACUUUAUAAACGAUUGUCCUCUUGCUUACCUUCACGUUAACUGUUUAGCUUUAAAAUUCAUUUAAAAAAGAGUCAAUUUUUUCAGUUACACAUGAUUGUUCAGCAGUUGGAAAAUUGGAUGCUUCAGGAAGAACAACCAUGUUGAUCAAAGGAGCCAAUCUCAUGCCUGUGGACUAAUUAGUAUUUCUAGGCUACAUUUCGGUAAAGUAAUUAGAGAAAUGAAAUAAUCCUGUCGCAGUUGUGACUGUUAUUUACUGGUAACUUUUAGCUUUAUUUUAAAAUUGUGUGUGUGUGAUUUAAAAGGUGCACUUUGACACUUUAAACUUAAAUAAGAACUGUUUUUGACUGAUGAUCAUAACAUGCUGCAAUGUGAAAAUGUUAUUCUGUGAACAGGACUGUGAGUAACUGUAACUAACACAAAAGGUAUGAUAAUUGAACCUACUACUAAUAGAUUUUCUGCAUGUCAAAGUUCCUGCUUACAACUCACUAUUUUCAAAGUGAAAGCCAUGUCAAAUUCAGUAAUUUGGUUUGAAAACCCGCUUGAACGUUAUUAAACGGGCUUGUUACAAGAGUCACUCUUAGUCUCCAGUAGUUUUACAAUGUAAUCCUACUGUACCUUACAAUGUCUAACUUCCACGAGUACACUUGUUCUAUAAGAAGUACAUCUCAGCGGUGGCACUUUUAACACUGGUCAAUGAACCUCAUUUAUUAAACUGAUAUGAACAAAUUUAUUUAUAAAUCAUGUGUAUGAGCGUUUACACAAGAAAUUUGGUAAUCAUGAAAAUCCUAGAAAUAAAAUCGUUCGUAUCAUACUCGUGCUCCUGGGUGUGUGUAAAUUGAUGCAUAAAAAGACUAACUGAUGUAAAUCUCGACUCGAUCGACUUCAAAUCAUAUCAUUUGCAUGGAUUACUGCACUUUUAUAUUAGGAAUAUACUGUCAAGAGUAAACUACUUAUUUCUAUUGCAUUUACAGAAUUUAACAGGCGCCCUUAUAAAAGCGCUUCGGAGUCUCUAUCAAAAACACAUCCUUAUGCUAGUUCAUUAGGUCGGGACUAAGAGUACCAUCAAGAACAUUUUAUGAAAACCAGUAGUUUUAUAUUAUUGGAAUUAAUUAAAGAAUAUAAAGAAAGCAAGCCAACACAAACCCAUAAAUUAAGAGCAAUAAAUAAAACAAAUCAUUCAAUUAUGACGAACGAAAUGGUGCCGUAUUAACAGAGGACGGGUCGGUCUGUCAAAUAUGUUCAAACUACCUUCCACUUUACCCUGACUGUUCAUUUCGUGCUCCCAGCUGUCUGUGCACUUGACCUUUUAUGGCAUUUAUGGGCGUCACUACAUGCAAAUGAGCUGUGCUGGGAAUGCACUUUGCACUUUACAGUUGAAGCGUUUCCCAAACUUUUGUAAAUCCAAUGGAAAUUUUUUGUUUGGUUUGGCUUAUGGAACAUUUACACACACCUUUACUAAAAGAUUGAUAAAUGAGGCCCAGUGUCACAAAGCAUUAUGUAAGGUGAUGUGCUGCACCCGUUCAUUACUUUUCUGUGUGAAUUCCUUAGCCAUACCACUGUAGCGUUACCGAAUUACUAUUACAAAAAUCACCAUGUCUGUAAUAAUGCCUUAUGCAGCACUUUGUUGAUAACUUUUUACAGAUAAGCAGUGUGUGUUCUGAUUAUUCGGAUUUCAUAAAUAAUAACCACAGUAAAACGUACCUUUUGAAAGAAUGGUAGUAAAAGAAUUGUACUGUUUGGUCUUGAUCUUCAACUCAGAAUACUUUAAAAGAGAUUUGUUGUAGACUGGGUCAUGGCCACUAACAUCUUCAAUGGUAUAACAUUUUAUAACCAGUCCAGCCUUCAUGUAAACAUUAGUAUAUUCUUGUGUAGUUGUUUGCUAACAAGAAAGCCUUAAAGUGUAUUGUUAUUUUGAACAUGCAUACAUUUCGCCUUUAUUCUAUUAGUAUUAUUUUACUUUGUGCGCUGUUCGCUACUUGGCAAUGGAUUUACUGUUCACGGGUCAUAUUGACUUUGGGCUGAGACAGAAAAUAAUAUUUGAAAUGACAACUGUAAAUAUAUGUUUUGGGGGAAUAGUAAUGACAAAAAAAACUCUUGUAAUGCUGAGGACAUUACUACCAGCAGAUAAUCAGUUAUUUGUAAUCAAUUAUGAGUGCAAAUAAGACAUGGAGUAAAGUGACAGAGUGAACUUGUUCUUUCACUCUGUCUUUUUUUUUUUCUUUCUUUUUCCUCAAUCAAAAUGACAUUAAUUAUAUCCACAGAUUUCACUAUUAUGUGUAAAUUGUUGGGACCCUGGAUUGAUCCUGAGCUUUGUUUACUAUCUGUGUGGAGUUUCAAACAAAUCGGGGUCCCAUUUAUUACUUCAUGGUGUAUUGAUUGUCCUGCUUUGUACUUUCUACAAUGGAUUUUCAUAUCUUUUCACCUUCUGUUGUUUAUCUUUGUACCCACCACCAAAUUUUUUUCUUCUGUAAAUAAUACAAGUGUUAAUGUUUGUAGAAAGUCGUCCUUAUGCCUCUCUGUGCUUAAAUAAACAAUCCUUAAUUA